AUGGAUCCUCGUAAUGUCCGGCUAGGUGCUACCACUGAUGGAUUUAAUCCUUUUAGUAACAUGAGUACUUCGUAUAGCAUGUGGCCAGUGAUGUUAGUGCCUUAUAACCUGCCACCUUGGAAGUGCAUGAAAGAGACUUUUUCGAUGAUGUCACUAUUAAUACCAGGCCCAACGGCACCUGGAAAAGACAUUGAUGUGUACUUACGGCCUAUGAUUAAUGAAUUGAAAGAUCUAUGGACAAAUGGUGUCACCACUUAUGAAAUCUCUAAAAAGGAGAGGUUUACAAUGCAUGCAGCAGUGUUGUGGACAAUACAUGACUUUCCAGCAUAUGGAACACUUUCUGGAUGGAGUACCAAAGGAUACAAAGCAUGUCCGACUUGUAAUGAAGACACUUCUUCCCAAGCUUUAAGAAGUAAGAUUUGUUACAUGGGACAUCGUCGAUAUUUAUCCAUAAAUCAUGCAUGGAGAAAUAAUCGACAAUAUGAUGGAAAGCCUGAACGAAGGUUAGUUCCAAGGCAGUUUUCAGGAGCUGAAAUAUUACAACAGUUAGAUAGGACAAUUGAGAGCAGAUCGGGGAAACAUCCUAACAAUGUGGAUAAAAAGAGAAAACGUGCUGCCUGUAAGUCGAAGGAUACUGACAAGGCACGUAUGGAUUUAAAGGAUCUGAAUAUUCGAAAAGAAUUGCAUUUACAAGAAACUGGAGGUAAAAAUGUGAACAUUAAGGAUGGUAAGAUAUCAGGUUUGAAAACUCAUGAUAGUCAUGUUCUUUUUCAACAACUUUUUCCCGUGGGUAUAAGACCUUACAUUAAGAAAGAGGUUUGUGGAACAAUUAUUGAAAUAUGCAUGUUCUUCCAAAAACUUUGUGCACGAACUCUAUCUGUUUCAGACUUGGAUAUGUUACAAAAGGGGAUAAUACUUACAUUGUGUAAAUUGGAAAGAAUAUUCCCUCCAGCCUUUUUUGAUAUAAUGGUUCAUCUAGCAGUUCACCUACCAUAUGAGGCAAAAAUGGCAGGAUCAGUACAUACUCGUUGGAUGUAUCCUUUUGAAAGUCGGCCAGAACGUAAUAAAGAUGGUGAGAAUCAGAUUGCUUCGACUUUGUCAGUAUUCACUCAACCUGUGAACUUGUUGGGGAAACCUCAAUUUGUUGAACUGAAAGAUGAUGAUUAUAAAAAAGCUCAUUGUGAGCACACCAAACUAUUGCAAAACAGGAGUGUCACAAGUAUUCUGCAGGUACAAGAAAAGGAAUUUCCACAAUGGUUUGAACAAAGGAUAAAAUAUUUCAGUAGAUGUAAAUAUCCAAUGGUAACUGAUGAGUUGUACUCACUAGCAUGUGGUCUUGAUUAUGGAAUAAGAUCAUAUAGUGGAUGUGUAGUAAAUGGAGUUCGAUAUCGCACAAAAGUUCGUGAUGAUAGGCGUGUCACUCAAAAUUGUGGAAUUUGGGUUGUAGGUGAUCAUGAUGGUGAAUCUUGUGACUUUUAUGGGGUAAUAGAAGGCAUUCUUGUGUUAGACUAUAGGUCCAAACACUCUGUUGUACUUUUUAGAUGUGCAUGGUUUGACACAAAUGUGAAAAAGAAAAAGAUGAUCACAGAGUUUCAAAUCACAAGCAUUAAUGUCACUUCAUAUUGGUAUAAGAUCGACCCUUUUGUCCUUGCCUCACAAGCUAAACAAGUGUUUUACAUGGAUGAUUACAAGAUGGGUCAACAUUGGAAAGUGGUUCGAAAGGUGCAUCACCGUCAUCUGUGGGAUUUUCCAAACCGAUUAGAUGAAGGUGAUGAUCAUGGUGAUUCAUUUGAAGUUUAUGAGUUGGAUGCUUAUCACGAAAAUGAUUCAAUGGACAUUCAAAAUUUAUUUGAAUCAAUUGAUAUUGAACGUCUUAAUCGUGAAGAUAUUGACCCAAUAGAAAUUAAUUUGAAGAAUAGUGGCACAGAGAAUGAAGAUAAUGGGGAGUACAAUGAGGAAACCGACAAUGAUAGUGAAGAUGAGUUGUUAAGUAAUGGUGAAACCGGUGAGGAUACUGACUCAUUUGCAUAA
Ziziphus jujuba (common jujube) is the source of this 2031-nucleotide messenger RNA. RefSeq lists its product as uncharacterized. The record is from RefSeq and is a predicted model, not a curated record. Bases 1 to 2031 code for a protein of 676 amino acids. The transcript has 7 exons. NCBI's taxonomy places the organism in Eukaryota, Viridiplantae, Streptophyta, Magnoliopsida, Rosales, Rhamnaceae.